Molecule: messenger RNA, 1635 nt
Organism: Cariama cristata (Red-legged seriema)
Lineage: Eukaryota; Metazoa; Chordata; Aves; Cariamiformes; Cariamidae
Product: D(1) dopamine receptor-like
Exons: 4
Coding region: 1-1635 (544 amino acids)
Biological process (GO): adenylate cyclase-activating adrenergic receptor signaling pathway
Cellular component (GO): membrane
Molecular function (GO): G protein-coupled receptor activity
Source: RefSeq, a predicted model, not a curated record
AUGGGGGAAGAAGUUACAGGGGAGGGGAGGAACCAGAGUCCCUUGUGGUGCCUCCUUUUUCUUCUCUCUGGGCCACAGAUCACUGCCAUACUAGUGCUGUUCCAGCUGUGCUUCUGCAUCUCAAGUCCCAGCCUGGCCAGCGCAGAAGAGAUUGACUGGGAUUCUGUAGCAGGCACCAGAUCAACAACGGAUGAAGAGCUUCUGAGAGAGGAGGGGGAGGAAGGCUUGCAGCAAAAGCCCUCCCAGCUCGCUGGAGUGCCGGAGGAACCCAUGGAUGGUUUUUACUCCUCUGCAGAAGGAGAUGGGCAGGGUGUGAUCAAUAACACCAGCAGUAGGAAGAUCUGGGCAGAGGAAGGCAACUCCAAGUUGUCCUUCCGUGUGGUGACGGCUGCCUCCCUCUUCCUUCUCAUCCUCUCCACGCUCCUGGGCAACACCCUGGUGUGUGCGGCUGUGAUCAAGUUCAGACACUUGCGCUCUAAGGUCACCAAUUUCUUCAUUAUCUCCUUGGCAGUCUCUGACCUCUUUGUGGCUGUACUGGUGAUGCCCUGGAAAGCUGCCACUGAGGUGGCGGGGUUCUGGCCCUUUGGGGCUUUCUGUGAUGUUUGGGUGGCUUUUGAUAUCAUGUGCUCCACAGCCUCUAUCCUCAAUUUGUGCAUCAUCAGCGUGGACCGUUACUGGGCCAUUUCCAACCCCUUCCGCUAUGAGAGGAAGAUGACGCAGCGUGUGGCUUUCAUAACGAUCGGAGUGGCUUGGCUACUGUCCCUCCUGAUUUCCUUCAUCCCUGUGCAGCUGAAGUGGCACAAGGACCGUGAGCUCCUAAGCCAAAAUGAGACAGGUUUUAACAUCACUGGGGAGAAUGAAAACUGUGAUUCUGGCCUCAACAGGACUUACGCCAUCUCAUCUUCUCUCAUUAGCUUCUACAUCCCUGUUGCCAUCAUGAUUGUGACCUACACCCGCAUCUUCUGCAUUGCCCAGCGGCAGAUCCGCAGGAUUUCCUCACUGGAGAGGGCAGUGGAACAUGCCCAAAGCUGCCACAGCCGCGACUGCCCUCACGAGGCCUCCCUGAAGAACUCCUUCAAGAAGGAGACCGAGGUCCUCAAGACCCUCUCAGUCAUCAUGGGUGUCUUUGUCUUCUGCUGGCUGCCCUUCUUCGUCCUCAACUGCAUGGUGCCCUUCUGUAAUCUUGACCUACGUGAGCCAGGAGAACUACCUUGUGUCAGCGAGACUGUCUUCAACAUCUUCGUCUGGUUUGGGUGGGCCAACUCUGCCCUCAAUCCUAUCAUCUAUGCCUUCAAUGCAGACUUCCGGAGAGCUUUUGCAACCAUCUUGGGCUGUGGCUGCCUUUGCCCCAGCAAUGCCGUGGAGACGGUGAACUUCAGCAAUGAGCUGGUCUCCUACCACCGUGACACCACGUAUCAGAAGGAAGUGGUGACCCUCAGCUACCCCCAGCUUCUCCCCCAUGCUGCUCUGCAGAUGGAAAACAAUGAGGUGUCCUUUGACCAGGUUUCUCAGGUCUCCGAGCCCUCUCACAGCAUCUGCCCUGCGGAUGCCUCGCCUGCAGUGAUGCACGUGCAGUGUGAAAUGACCAUCUCGCUGGAGAAGAUUACGCCUUUCACCAGCAAUGCGUUCAAUUGA